Leptidea sinapis is the source of this 10622-nucleotide messenger RNA. RefSeq names its product dedicator of cytokinesis protein 1 (gene mbc). The transcript is spliced from 39 exons. Bases 98 to 5992 code for a protein of 1964 amino acids. Gene Ontology annotation, molecular function: guanyl-nucleotide exchange factor activity; small GTPase binding. The record is from RefSeq and is a predicted model, not a curated record. Gene Ontology annotation, biological process: small GTPase-mediated signal transduction; cell migration. Gene Ontology annotation, cellular component: plasma membrane; cytoplasm. NCBI's taxonomy places the organism in Eukaryota, Metazoa, Arthropoda, Insecta, Lepidoptera, Pieridae.
GAUUUCACCUAUCAGACAUCAGUUGUGAAUUGUGAUAAAAAUGACGAACAUUGUUAUUCCUUGAAAAAUAUAAUAUUAUAAAUUGUAUCUAAUAAAUAUGACUGUGUGGCGAAAACUAGAAAAUCAGGAAUGUUAUGCUAUUGCUGUCUACAACUUCAGUUCCACACCGCCACAUCUACAGCUGGAAGUUGGCGAGCUGGUUCACAUAGAGAGGGAGUGCAGGGACUGGUAUUGGGGCCGCAGCCUUCGGAAGGAGGCUUGCGGUGCUUUUCCCAAGAACUACGUCGUCAUAAGGCAGUGCCACGUUGAAAGAUGUGGCGAGACAGUGGUGGCAUCUGCAGGCGGAAGUGGAGUGGUACACGACAUAGCCCUCACUCUUCGCGAAUGGCUGCAACACUGGAAACUAUUGUACACGAAAAACGACGAGCGCUUCAAAUUCAUGGAAGUGAGUAUGAGAGCGCUUCUGGAGCUACGAGGGCAGGCUGCCUCGGGGGCUCUGCCACAGGACUUGCUGCGAAGAGUCGCCAGGACUGCGGUGUUCACCAUCGAUAAAGGCAACAGAACGCUGGGUAUGGAGCUCGCAGUCAGAACAAUUAGUGGACAACUAGUAGACCCGCUCACAACGUCUACCUUCAAACUGAACGCCUUGCACGAUGAAGCCAAUUCACGGAUUGAUAAGAAUAUGGACACAACACCCUCGAGCCGACCGAGCAGUCAGAUGCCCACGGUCAGGUCGUACACUGUGGUGGUCCACAUCAAGAACUUCGUGUGCCGCAUGUCGGACACCGCGGAAUUGUCGCUGGCGUUGCACGACUCAAGCGGCACCAAGCUCACGGAGAGUGUCCUGCUGAAGUGGUCACCGCAGCUGGCUAUGGAACUGUUCACCGCGCCAUCUUUGGUUUUCACUGACCUGGGCAGUGAUAUUAAGAAAGAGAAGAUAUUUCUAGUCUGUCAUAUAGUUAGGAUAGGAUCUAUGGAAGCACAUAAUGAUGAUCACAGACGCAGUACGGUUGGUGGGUGUACGCCGGUGUCGCCGGUUGCGGGCUUCUCAGAGGGGGCGGGGCUUCGGCGACCAUUCGGCGUGGCGAUCUCUGACGUCACACAACACCUUGCUACUGACAACUCUGACAAGGAAAUACAACUGCCGUUCUACCCAUGUGAGAAAGACAACAUGGACUCUCUACUCAAAAAGGUGAUCUCCAAUAGGGAUCUGAAAGAGCAGAAACAAACUCAGGGCCUGUGGGUCUACUUGCAAAUGGUUGAAGGUGAUCUGAAACAGAUACGACAAGAAAACCCACACAUAGUCGUUGGCAACACAGCGUUCGCUCGCAAAAUGGGAUUCCCCGAAGUGAUACUACCGGGUGACGCGCGGAACGAUCUCUACGUCACGAUAUGUUCUGGAAGCUUCUCUCGCGGCGGAAAGUCUACGGACAGAAACAUCGAGCUGCGAGCGAGAGUCGUGGACAAGAACGGGAGGUUGAUACCGGGCGUCAUAUCUGCCGGCGCUGGAGUACCAUUGAUGAACGAAUACACAUCCAUAGUGUAUUACCAUGAGGACAAACCGCGAUGGCAGGAAGUAUUUAAGGUGUGCCUCAAUAUCGAGGAGUUCAAGGAGGCACACAUCGUGUUCCUGUGCAGGCAUCGAAGCUCGAACGAGGCGAAAGACCGCAGCGAGCGAAACUUUGCUCUGGCAUAUCUGCGUCUCAUGCAGCGUGAAGGAACUACCGUGCCUGACGCUCAGCAUCACUUGGCUGUUUAUAAGAUUGACUACAAACGUUCACAAACGAGUGAAAUUGAAACAGAGGCUAGUGCCGCAUGUCUGGGUCUGCCGUCCAGAAGAGAUGAGCUGCCCGCCGGGUCUGAACGCGGGUUGACCAGGGCUCCACUGUCACUGGUUCAUAGGGACACAUUGACAGUGGCUACUAAGCUGUGUUCCACCAAGCUAACUCAAAGAGAGGAGAUCCUGGGCGUGCUCAAGUGGAGCACUCACCACGCUGAAGGCACUCUUCGUGAUGCGCUCUCGAGUCUCCUGCGAGUGCCCAAUGAUGAACUGGUCAAGUUUCUGCAGGACAUCCUCGACGCACUAUUCUCGAUACUGACUCAGGUGGAAGAAGAUUGCGCGGAGUACAGCGAGAAGAGUUACGCGGUACUCGUUCUUGAUUGCCUCCUUCUGGUGAUAUCUCUGGUCAGCGACCACAAAUACCAACACUUCCAGCCCGUACUCCGGGUCUACAUCGAGAGCAGCUUCUGUGACGCUCUUGCUUACGAAAAGCUGAUAUCUAUAAUGGUGUGGACGAUCCGGUCGGCUGAGAACGGCGAAGUGGCUUCGAAGCGUCUGCUGCAGUGUAUGAAGUGUCUGGAGAGUUUGGUGCGUGUGCUCGUCAGGUCCAGGCAGCUGCGAGCAGCGCUGGCCACCGGCCGUGAUGGUGAACCCUACUGUCAGCAGUUACAGAGUCUGCUGGAGGCGUUGGUAUGGUUGAUGCGGUGCGGAGACCACGCACUGACCUGCCAGGGUUCCGCACUCAAGUACCUGCCGCACGCUAUCCCGCACAUGAUCACGAUAUAUCCAGACACCAAGCUCAGUGAGUACACAGUUUGGGCGCUUGAGGCGUUACCGUUGACUCGGCUAUCGAACCAACGUCUCCACGCAUUGCUUGAACUCGUUCGAGGACCACUCGGAACCAACGCGGCCGCUCGAGCGAGGCUGCUACCGCAUCUGGCACAAACCUUGAAAGCCUUACUGAGGGCCCCAGCUGAGUGGGAGCGCGAAGUGGCGCUCAAGUCUCGCUCUGUGGGCAAAGCGGCGCGACUUCUCGGCGCUGACACCGCACGCCUGAUCGACCACACGCAACAACAACAGCUUGUUGAACUGUGCGUGGAAACGUUGGGAGAAGUCGUUAGUCUGCUGGCAAGAGAUGAUGUUGGACCAGUUGAUACUGACAGAGGAGUGUUAGCAAGAGCUUUGCUUCCUACGGUAUUGAAAAUUGCUGUAGCUAUGAUAAAAGAUAGAGGCAGAGAUGAAAAUAUCGCGAACGAUGAUCCAUUAAUACGUAAACUUAUUUGCGUAUUAUUGGAUAUGGUCCGCCAAAUGUCUGAAGAACAAUACUUGACAGUGAUGAAAUCUGUAGAUGCGGAGGGAUCUGGGAAGACUGAUUCAUUGGUAGGUGACGCUCUGGCAUUGAUGACGUCUCUUUUACAAAGGCCAGUUGUCAGACCACACUGGGCUGAUAUGCUACACGUACAACAUUACGUUAUGCUUCAUGCGCUCAGGUUGCUUGCCCGUACAUUGCGCGAGAAUUUAUUAACAAUAGAUGAGAGUGAUACCGAUGCAAUUUCGACCCUACACCAGACCUUGCAAGAUUGGUUUGAGACUGUCGGGUUAGUGGCAGCCUCGCCGCCACUACAGUUGGAAAAUUUCCCGGCCUCAAGAAGACAGAGGGCUAUGAUGUUGUAUGGUGACAUAAGAAGAAGUGCCGCCAGUUUACUUAGUGAAAUGUGGCAUGGCCUGGAGGAACAUAAACGCUACUUUAUACCGCAACUAGUGGGUCCCUUUUUGGAAGUAAGCUUUCUAUGCGACGAUGAAGUCCGCAACACUAUUAUACCGCUGUUCUUCGAUAUGAUGCUGACUGAAUACAGAUACACACAGGAGACUUAUGGUGAGGGCAAUCUCAGAAGCUUCGAAAAUGAACUGAUUGAUAAACUUGACGUACUCGCGGAGGGAGGACGCGGAGACGCUCAGUGGCGUGCGCGGUUUGUGUCACUAUGCGGCACAGCUUGCGGUGCUCUCGAAGUGGACGCGGGACUUAGAAUAGCGGGCUCAACCCUGGUGGCAGCUGCCGCGCGGCAACUGGAUGCUUUGCUACAGUACCGAGCUGCGCCGCCGCCACACCGCAUGUAUCUGAUCACUAGCGUGCUGCGCUUCUAUGAGCAGAUAGAGCGUCCGCACAUGUACAUACGGUAUGUUCAUCGACUGGCCGCCAUGCACCGCGCGUCAAAUCACUCGGCGGAAGCCGGACUUACGUUACAACUGCACGCGAAACUGUUGGAGUGGAGCCCCGCCCCCCUGCCCCCGCGUCUGAGGCAUCCUACCGCGCCCGACGCACAUCACACACAUAUUGAUCUCAAGAUAUCGCUGUACGAAGAAGUAGCCCGCCUCUUAGAACACGGCCAUCAAUGGGAGUUGGCCGUGGAAGUAGUCAAGGAGCUCGUGUCAGUUCAGCAGCUCCAGUACUCAGCGCUUGCUCAGCUACACGAUCUCCUGGCCGCUCUGUACCGCGCUAGUCUGAAGGAGACUAGACUGCCUACCUCUUACUUCAGGGUGAGGUAUCUUGGCAAAGGAUUCCCACCCCAUCUGUUGAAUGCCAAGGGGUUCGUGUACCGCGGCAACGAGUGUGACAUGUUGCACAACUUCAAGGAGCGCAUGUUGGACGAGUGGCCUGAGGCUGAAGUGCUGCUCAAGUUGGAUGAGCCGGGCGAGGACAUCACGGAGUCCGACGGACAGUACCUACAAAUAAACGCGGUGACGCCGCUGAUGGCCGAUAAGUUCACACACCUGCUCGAGAAGCAGGUCGAUGACCGCAUCGUGCAGUACUACGAGCAUAACAACGUGAACAAGUUUAUGUAUUCGCGCCCCGUACACCGGACUGAAGACGUGUUGAAUGGUUCGAGCGACGAUCUUUCGGCUGUGAACGAAUUCGCGACGAGGUGGCUGGAAAGAACGGAGAUAGAAAUAAGCGACACCUUGCCUGGUAUUCUACGCUGGUUCCCGGUCAUAUCGUCACGAACAUACUGGGUGUGUCCGCUUGAGGUCGCCAUAGAGACCAUGACCAACAGUAACAGACAGCUGAAGCGACUGAUCAUGGACAGCAAGUCUCCCCCAGUGCCUCUUCAUCCACUAACAAUGAGGUUACAAGGAAUAUUGGAUUCUCCAGUUCAGGGUGGUCUAGUGAACUACGAGCGGGCGUUCCUUAGUACGACAUACGAAGUUCGUCACCCUGAGCAUGGACCACUGUUACAACAGCUCAGAGAGCUAAUAGUGGAGCAAGUGCCUUUGCUCAAAUGCGGUCUGGAGGUGCACGCGUCUCGCGAUCCUCAAAAGGAUAUGCACGCGCAUCUCGUGACGUGCUUCAGAAGAAUGCAACAACAUGUGCAACAGAGAUACGGACUUAGGACAAGCGAUCUAAACGAGUCGGCCAGCGAGUCGUGGGAGGUGCAGCUACGUCGGUCGACCAUCGGCGCUGCCAGCCCUGUAUCCACCUCCUCCACCGGCACCUCGCUCUCCGCACGGAACAGCCAGGGAGACAGCGACCUGCGAUCACUGCACACCAGCUCGAGGAUAUCUGACGUGUCAGCCAACGAGUCUACGCCAAAAUCCAAGUUCAAACUCAACUCGGCGAUAAACUGGACGAGGAAUAGCAGCAGUGGUACUCUCACUCCAAGACACAAGAAGAGAAGUAGAAAGAGUGAGGUGAGUGUUCAGUCGAGCGGCAGCCAAUGGUACACGACGGCCACUGGUAACGGUCUGGGCAGUGUCAACAAUGCGGUAACAGCCGCUAUUAAUGCCGCAUUUAAUAAUAACGUGCUGAAUGCCGGCUUGGAAGUUUCGCCGCUGAGAGAGCUGCGACAGGAGCUUGUGACAGAGCGUCCCCUUCGCGCCGAAGUCGAGAGACGUCUGUCGCAGCGAGCAAGCUUUAUAACCACUUCUGAACCUGCUUCCAAUAGAGACUCGCUAGGAACAACGGACUCAAACCAAGACGACGAAGAACCCCCGCCUCUCCCGCUGAAACAAUCCCACCGAAGCCUCGAUCUCGACUCAGAGAACAACAACCUGGAAGCGAACGCGCUACCCACGAGGUACAACUACGACCAGGUCAUCUCACCGCGGAACUCGUACUUGUAUCAGUCGAGGCGGCGAAACACGUGCGACCUCCCCCCCACCACGGAAAAGGCGCCCACCCCUCCGCCGAAGAAACGUAAUCAACCAAACGCUUAGUAACUAAGAAAACGAAAAUUAUAGACUUACUUUUAUUAAAUUUAAGAGCGAAGUUACCGAGAGUUUCCAAAUUAGAUUGAUAUGUUUUUUUUUUCUGUAGGUAUCUAUUAUCUACCCAUCUCUUAACUUGACAAAAUAAAUAUAUUUUUAUCAUUAUUAUCAAAGUAUUAGACGAUAAAGAAACUGGUGUGAACUGUGUUUUUACUUCUAUUAUAAUUAACUAUUAACUUUCUAAACCGGACAUAAUAUUUUGUUAAUUUAUAUAUGUAAUUGUAUGUAGGUAAUAUAAUAUAAAAUAUCAAAAUUGAAAAUCUACUUUAGAUUGUUGCCUAGCAAUGGUAUAUCAUCAUUCAGAGUAGAAAAUUAAAGUUAUAACUUAAUAAUUUAUAGGGAAAAUAAAGCUAAAUCUUCAUUUAUUACUCGCAAGAGUAGUAUUGACAAGCGGCUGGGGUUUUUUUUUAAUAUAACAUUGCUGUUGAGUUGAUGUAUAUUCCGUCUCAUAAUUUUUAUGUUUCAUUUUACAGUGUGUUCUAUAAUUAAGAACAUUUUUUUAUUGAUAAUUGUUUUCAGACAUUUUUGGCACUUUUCUUUGUUUUUUUUUUUAUGUUUGGGGUUAUCACACACAAAUCCAUAGAUCUUUUGUGCCUCUUAAUGUCGGGUACACACGCUUUGAUUUUACACACCAGAGAGAUUGUAAAUACUAUGUAAUAAGAGACGGGACUGCCUAAGUUAAAUUUGAAAUUUAGUUUAGUAUGAAACGUGCAGUACGAUUUGACAUAAGUUUGAAAUAGUAGUAAUUACAAUAUGGCGACGAAGUAUAAUCCGGUUAAGUUUGAAAGCGAACAGUUGCUUGAAACGUAGUGAAUUUCGGCUAACACCGUUUUUUACAAGUUUAUUGAGCGAAGCGAAGCUGAGCGGAGCUCCCACCGGGUGACUCCAAUUGAUUUCUGUGUUAAAUUGUUUCUCGGCCAUUAAUGGACCGAUUUUAAAAAAAUUUGAACGCAUAGAAAGCUUUCGAAAUUUUCUAGGUUAUUUUCAAGACAGAAUUUUGAAUAUCGACUUGAUUCAAUUAUUAUAAUCAAAAACAAACAUGAUUGACCAAAUAAGGCGCAUAAAAUUCCUCAUGUUUAAAUAUGGCGCCAAAUUCCAAAAGAUUCUUUUUAUUAUUUUUGUAUACAGACUUAGUUUACUUCUUCGCUUCGCUCAAACAUACGCUGCAGCGAAGCGGUAUGACAAGCGAUUGCGGCAUCCUAGUAGCCGUCAUCUAUGAAUCGCUUUUUUUAGAGUUUCGCUAGGCUGGAUACACACUAGGAGCUAUGGAAAUCAAGUCUUACUUUCUCUUUCUGAAUUGGAGUUAUACCAUGCCAUCUAUAUCACGUUUUGAAUACCAAUUCUUUGAGGCAAUGUUCUUUAAGUGUUAGAGAAUUUUUAGUAUAGAAGUGUUCAACUACAAUCUUUAAAUUGACAUUAUUAUUCUACUUAAAAAUAUUUUUAGUGCUAGAAUUGUAUAUUAAAUUAUUGAUUUUAGGUUAGUAAAUAGGUCUAUUAUUUUUACAAUAACUUCAACAUAAGUUAAGCGAUAUACUCUACACUGAUAUUAUUGACAUAGAUAAUGAUCAGCUAAAACUGUGAUUAAAGACAGUUCAAUAGAGUUUGAGGUCAUGACGUCACAAAUACAUUUUUAUGUUUUAACAUUCUUUUUAAAUAUUCGAAUGGCUUGCAUUAUUGGUCUCCGCUCCAACUAGAUACCGCAGGCGUAGUCGCAAAGUGCGGCAACUAGUACUACGCCCAAGUGGGCGUACUCGAGCCGUUUUUAAAACUUACUUUGUUGAUACUGUAUUUCGGUCUAAGUUGGAUCUUCCGACGUGUGUUUAGUGUAAAUUUUGUGUAUCAUACUAAGAUCAUUUAUACCUCUAGAUAGACUGUGACAGCUGUGACAAAACGUCGAAAAAAAUUGUGGCUGACAGUUAACCUUUAUUUUGAGCAACACACGUGCGCUUAAACAAUGAGAGGCUCCUUUGCACAGGUUGCUGGAUAGAUUAUGGGUAUCACAACGGCGCCUAUUUCUGCUGGGAAACAGUAAUGUGUAAACAAUACUGUGUUUCGGUCUGUAAUUACUGGCCAAAUGACACUUAACAUAUUAUGUCUCAAGGUGACGAGCGCAAUUGUAGUGCCGCUCAGAAGUUUUGGGUUUUUCAAUAAUCCUGAGCGGAACUGCAUUGUAAUGGGUAGGGCGUAUCAAUUACCAUCAGCUGAACACCUUGCUCGUCGCGUUCCUUAUUUUCAUAAAGAAAAAGUGACAAACAAACCGCGAGUGUAAGACGUAACCUGUCACGCACACUAAAGUAAUAAAACUGGCUUGUUUUCUUCGGUUGUCUAGCAGCAAGACGCUCUAUCUAGACGUAUAAAUUAUUUAAGAUAUCAUAUACAUAUUGCGGGUACCUGCUUAUAGAGUGACAUAGACUUUAAUAUCCAAACGCACUUUUAGGGUUCCGUAGUUGAUAUAUAGUGCCAUUAAAUAAUUUAAAUCAGUUGAAAUAGAUUUUAAAAAUAUAUCAUGUAUUAAGCGUGUCCGCAAAUUCCAAACACAACUUUACUUCUUAAUAGUAAAAAUUAUUUUGUAUGUCUCUGCGGGUAGUUGUACAUUUCACGUACAUGAACGAUGGUUAUAGUUUUAAGUGAUUUUAUUUAAUUUUUAGAAGCUUUAAUGUUUUUAAGUUGUUAAUAUCGGUUGUAAUGACGAAAUAUUUUUGAUUAAUUAAUAAUUGGAAAUUAUUGAAUAUUUAGAUGGGUUUCGAACAAAACUUCUGCGUUUAAGGUACAUUUGUCCCAUGCAACUUAAAGGUUUCCAUCAAUACUACUUAAUAUAAUAUAAUGUAUACUAUUGUAAUUUUUGAAUGUUUGGCUUUGUGUAAGUACCCUGAAAAUUAAAUUUGUUAUUCAAAUUUAUGAACGAUGCGGGACUCGAAAGCGCUCUUCCGACUGAGCCAACCGUUCGAGUGACGUAUGCUUUCGUAAAUCUUGAUAUGUCUUGUUCAACUCUCAGGUUGUGGCUUCAUCUACAGGAUCUACUUAACAGUUUAUAACCUGCUCAACCCCAAUAAUUGCAUAUUAGGAAAUUGACUUGAGAUGUCGAUCUUUUAAAGCAAAGAAAAAUUGAAAUAACAAAUUGUUUAGAUUUACGAACCAUACGUCACUCGAACGAUUAGCCCAGUUGAAGAGCGCUUGGACGGAACCCGAGAGGUCGCGGAUUCGAGCCCCGCAUCGUUUAUAAAUUUUGGUUACAAAUUUAAUUUAAUUAAUUAUACAUAUUAAAUAUAAAUUAAUUGUUCACUUAAAAAAUACUUUGAGGUUUUUCUUAUUAAAGAUUUCGUUCGCUGAUGGAGCAAAUAAGCAAAUAGUUUUGUAUAGCUACAAAUGUAUGUGAUAUUUGAUGGCCAUUAUUCCAAAGCAAUAAAUAGUGUCAUAUAUUAUAAGUAUAGAAAAACUUAUUUAUAUAAAGUUACAGAGAUUAGUUUAUUAAAAAAAAAUUGUCUGAAGUGAAGACGUCACAAGUUCGUUUUAUAUACUUUUGGGUUUUUUACGAAAUAUUUUAGGAAGUAUUUUUUAUUAGAAAUGAUUAUCAACAUAUUAGGAAGGUAAAUUUCACGUUUGCUAUUUAAGUUAUAAAUAAAAAGGAAUAAUAAUUAUCUAUUUAAAUUUUAUAAAUUGGACUUUCAACGUAUUUCACCCAUGUUAAAAGAAUUCUCUUUUGUUUUUUUCAUAUAAAAAAAUUUUUUUCAAAUAAAUAUGCCAUGAGCAUGUGUCGAAGUCAAUCGUGCUGCGAAUCUAUAAGGUUUUCACCUACUUGCGGGGGCUUAAGUAUUUUUAGUUUUAAGGUUACGUGACUCGUUUGAAAGUAAGACUUAAUUUAAUGAGAUUAAAAGCUGAUACACACAUUGGCAUACAAUUAAGAGGCUAGAGGACAGAGGGUAAGAUUGAAAAUUUAGUAUUAUUUUAACACUUUAAUUUUAUUAUUUAGUAAAAUUUUAUUGGACUUUACUUAACUAUAAACUCUUUAAUAAAAAUCACAAAUUGAAAUAUUAUGGUCAAAUUUUGAUUGCUCGGUCAGCAAAUAGUUUAAAUCAAUAAUAAUCCAAUCAAAAGACCGCGUAACCUUUCUAAGGCCAGUUAAGGCCUUUUGACUCCUCUCGAGUUGAAGGACUAUUUAGGACAACUUAACAUCAGGUGUACUGUACGCUCGUUUGAUUUUUUUAUGGAAAAUUUUCGCCCGCGCUCACAAUUUCUUGUAACACCAGAGGAAUCACAGGAGCGUUACCGUCCUUUAAGGAAGGUGUAUGCGGUUUUUUUUUUGAUGGUCCCCACGUCGUAUCCUCCGCUUUCGUAAAAAAGAGAUGAUUUAACAUAAAUUAGUUUUAUUUCUUCGGUAACAAAUAAUUAUUAAUAUAAAAACCUUAAUGGAUAUUAUAACAAUGCACAGUGUAAUACUUUGAGAACUGUAUAAAUGUUAUAAGUAGGUAUAGUUUAAGAAUAAGAUAUAUUUACGUUGUAUAAAAGUUAAUUAUUAUACACGUCUAUUUAAUUGAUUUGUUAUCAGACAUUGUUAUUGCGAAUAAAAAUUAAUUUUAUU